Molecule: messenger RNA, 1630 nt
Organism: Pocillopora damicornis (cauliflower coral)
Lineage: Eukaryota; Metazoa; Cnidaria; Anthozoa; Scleractinia; Pocilloporidae
Product: flavin-containing monooxygenase 5
Molecular function (GO): NADP binding; N,N-dimethylaniline monooxygenase activity; flavin adenine dinucleotide binding
Source: RefSeq, a predicted model, not a curated record
GUUUGUCUUAUCGUCGAUUUAGUGCAUUUGGCUUUCGCCUACGCAUAAGGACAGAAAAAUGAGCAGUCAUUCAGGCUAUGAUGUUGCAGUCAUUGGUGCAGGGAUUUCUGGGAUAGCUACAGCAAAAUGCCUGUUGGAUGACAAGUUCAAGAUCAUUGUUUUUGAACAGACUGACCAUAUCGGAGGUCUGUGGCACUUCACAGAGCAUGGAUAUGGAGUAAUGCGAUUCACACAUAUAAAUGUCUCAAAACACAACUACUGUUUCUCUGACUUCCCAUUUCCUGAUGACAUUCCUGAUUAUCCUCAUCACUCGCACAUGGCAGAAUAUAUCAACAGCUAUGCUGAACAUUUUGGUAUCCGAGAUCACAUCAGUUUCAAAACCAAGGUGGCUCGGAUUGAACAACUCCCUGAAGGAUGGAAAAUAAAAUCGGUGAAAGUUGACGAUGCAGGAACGCAUCAAGGCGGUUACAAGGAAACAUUUGUUAAGUUUGUUGCCAUAGCAACUGGGCAUCAUGCCAAACCAAACAUUCCUCAUUUUGAUGGUCAGGAAAGAUUCAGUGGCCAAAUUCUGCAUAGUAUAGACUAUAAAGAUGCAAUCAGUAAUGAGCUCAUGGAAAAGAAAGUUGUGGUUGUAGGUAUUGGUAAUAGUGCUGUAGAUGUUGCAGUAAAUGUAGCAGAAUUGGGAAGGAAAAAACCCGUCUGUAUUUCCACAAGAUCUGGUGCUUGGGUAGUACCCAACUACGUUCAUGGCUACCCUACUGAUCAUUACGCAUGUCGUUUUUUCUUCUGGCUUCCAUGGAGCUUGUCAAAUUUUGUCUUUCAGUUGAUCAUUCAAAGUGUAGUGGGAAGCCCUUGGCGCUGGAAUUUAAACCCCAAAAUGAAAGCUCGUCAAACCCAGCCCACCGUGAGCCCAACGUUGAUUCAUCACAUCCAGCGAAGGAACAUUGAAGUUAAGCCUAAUAUUGCAGCAUUAGAAAGAAACGAUGUUGUUUUUACUGAUGGAACUAAAGCAGCAUCAGAUGUAAUAGUCUGUUGCACUGGGUAUCAUAUUGAUUUGCCAUUUUUAGAUAACAAAAUUAAAGAUCAAGUUUUAGAGGAAAGCAGCAACAGAAUUAAGCUUUUCAAAAAUGUUUUCGCUCCAGAAAUUGGAGCUUCGUUGGCUUUCAUAGGUUUCACGCAGCCAGCUUCUGGUGGUUUACUGUCAGUUUCUGAAAUCCAAGCUCGAUGGUUUUCAGAGCUGUGCAAAGGAAAAACCAAACUUCCAUCGGCAGAGAAAAUGUUCCACAACAUGAAACAAGACCAGCAGAGAAGUGAGAGCACUUACUACGCCUCGGCAAGGCAUACCAUUCAACAAGACCCCAUUCCUUACAUUGACGAGAUUGCGUCUUAUUUCGGUGCAAAGCCGCAGUUGUGGAGACACCCAUCCUUGGCUUGGAAUUUAAUCGUAGGUUCUUGUGGGGCAGCGCAAUGGCGACUACAAGGUCCGCACAAGUGGAACAAGGCGAAAGAAGUUGUGCGUUCUGUUCCCAUCACUCCCCUAAUGCAUUAUGGAACCAUCACUCUGCUGGUGUUGAUAACGAUCAUUGUAACUUUUAUUCUUCUUAAGUUUUGCUAAUCCAGAAACUUAACU